AUGUCUUCCCCAGCCGUCUAUGUUUCGGAAAACGAAGAUGACAGUCAAGGAAUCCCUGUUCCCAGAGGGGAUGAAGUCUUCACCCAAAGGGGAGACAAAUUUGGUCCGCAUUUCAGGUCUCAGUCGACCUCCGCUUCCCUUGGCGCUCUUCGCCGCCUUUGUAACAUCCCCCAGGAAAUUGAAUUCUCUCUUCCUAGACCCAACGAGUCUCCGGAAGUGGUGCGAGAGGGUUACUGUUGUGCGUACGAAGUCUAUUUCAAAGGUUGUGGUUUGUUUUUUCCCGUUCCGGAAGUUCUUCUUUUAUACCUCCUCCACCUAGGGAUUGCCUUUCCCCAAAUGGCUCCCAACUUUCUUCGAUACGUUCUGAGUACCCUGACUGUUUCGGCAGAAGCACGGUUUUCCCUCUCCACCAGCGAACUCUUAGGGCUAUUUCGAGCCCGUGAAUCCACAGUAGCGGGUAUUUUCUCUAUAAACCAUAUCCUUGAUCGUAACCUGAUCGACGGAAUGCCCUCGAAUGAUGGGCCUUGGAGGAAAUACUGGUUCUUUUUCCGAGUCAAUCCCCAUUCCGUUCAAGGUCUUUCUGGUCUUCUUCUCGCCAAUUGGUCGGCUAAACUUGGGAACCAGACGAUCCCCCGCCCAACCGUUGACUUUUUGUCCUUCUUUCGAAUCGUUUCCGAGGGUGAAACAAAUUGGAAUUCCUUCACCCUUCAACGCAUUCAUAAAGCGGGGCUCGCCAUUAAAGACGGUCAGACUCACCCCCUCGAUCCUCCUCCCGAGGAGAAAGACGUCUCGAGCCUGAAUGCCCGAGAUAAAAGAAAGAUGCAGGCUGAAAUCAAGGCUCUUAAUGAUCAGCUAUCCGAAAUCGGGAGAAAGAAACGGAUAGCUGCAAUCUCCAGGAUUAGUAACUUCCACAGGAAGACCCUCUUGGUUGAUGACGGUUCAUUAGAAGCAGCCCUGUCAGCCGCGGUGGAUGCUCAUGGAGCCGAGAUUCUUAACAACCCUCCAGUUGCCACCGCAAUUUGCCCUUCUGAACCAAGAUGUGAGGGAGAAAUAACCUCCUCUCCUUGUACAAAGAGGAAGGCUCCAGAUUCCGAUAAUCUAUCAAAUGAGAGACUUAAAACCGUGAGAUUAAGUUCUCCCCCACGAGUCUCUAGCCCUCUACGUUCUGUUUCUCCCUCUUCAGAACUUUUAAACUCCGAACUCCCUCUUCUGGGAGACAGAGUAAUUUCAGAGGAAAUAGAUGAACCGAGAUCGGAGGCUCCCCUAUCUCAAGGACUGAGUGUUAGGACUCAAAAUCCUUUACCCGCUUCGAUUUCAGGCGGAGAAGAGAUUGGAGACAUCUUCCGAAGUUUCCAAACCAGGGAAGGGGCGUUCCUUCCUCCUUUUUCGGCGUUUAUGGAGACUAAUGGAAUGAUCUUCCAUUAUGAGAACCUUCUUCAUCAAGCGAAGAGAGAGACCGCAAAAGCUAAGAAAGAGGUUGAUGAUCUCAGAUUAGCCAACCAAUCCGAGCGACUUGAGCGGGAAAAAGCACUCGAGUCAUCUAGAGCCAACGAGCAACGCAUCAGAAUUGCGAAUGCUGAAAGAGAUUCUGCGAGGUCUAAUGCUCUUCGCUUGGAGGCUGAGCUAGAGGAGAAUAUGGCUUUGUUCGAAGAAGCAAAUCAAGAGAUCGAGCUUUUAACUAGGAACAGGGCUCGCGAUAUCGCUGAAGCCGAACAUAAUGCUCGAGAAGAGAUGAGGGGAUUCGGUAGGCAACUUAUUCAAUCUGUUACGAAGUUCAUCAAGGACGAAGAGGUCUUGACUAAACUUCUAACAGAUCGAGCUGAACUGAAGAGCAAUCUAGACCUGAUUAAGGAACUAGAGGCUGGGAGAGUUUCGUUCGAGAACGAGAGGAGCGAAGUUGCUGCCGAACUCGCUAUGGUUGAGUUCGAGUUAUCCUCAGCUUCCCAUCCUACUCUCGAUCUGAAAAAAUUUUCUUUGGUAUUUGGAGAUUCCCCAUCUCAAUUCGAGGUAGGUGAAGGUUCUCGGCCACAUGAGGAUUCUCCAGAGGUGUAG
Molecule: messenger RNA, 2052 nt
Organism: Arabidopsis lyrata subsp. lyrata
Lineage: Eukaryota; Viridiplantae; Streptophyta; Magnoliopsida; Brassicales; Brassicaceae
Exons: 4
Coding region: 1-2052 (683 amino acids)
Source: RefSeq, a predicted model, not a curated record